Molecule: messenger RNA, 2259 nt
Organism: Closterium sp. Naga37s-1
Lineage: Eukaryota; Viridiplantae; Streptophyta; Zygnematophyceae; Desmidiales; Closteriaceae
Source: the annotation of a GenBank genome assembly
AUGGGGACAGUGUCAGUGGGGGUGGACGUAGAGGAGGGGGAGGAGGACGGCGGACACGUGGGACCAAUGAUGAGCCGCCAGCUGUUGCGGACGGCACGUGGCGGCGAGCUGAGCGACGACGAGGAGGAGGUGGACGGCAGCACGGCAAUCCCGAAGAUUCGGAAAGGUGCGCAAUUGAGCAGCGGAUGCCAGCGGCGGGGGACAUGGGCACCAACUCGUUACACAUGGGAGUCAUGCUUGAGAAUUCUCAAACUCGCCCGUCCCGCUCUACGCGCGUCCUUCCCCAUCUCCGCGCACCAUUUCCCCUCCCCGCGCGACCUUUUCCCCUCUCCGCGCGCGCACCCUUUCCCCUCUCCGCGCGCGCGCCCUUACCCCCUCUCAGUGCCGGAGCAGGAGCAGCGGAUGCUAGCGGCGGUGGACAUGGGCACCAACUCGUUUCACAUGGUCGUCGUUAAAGCCGACAACAAGGGGCGCUUCGAGAUCGAGGACGUCGAGAAGGAGGACGUGCGGCUCGGCAGCGGCAGCUCGGGGUUCGCUGUCAUUACGCCCGAGGCGGAGGAGCGCGCGCUGGCGGCCGUGCGGCGGCUGAAGCAGAUCGCGAAAACGCGCGGCGCGGCGAUACGCGUCGUUGCCACGUCAGCAGUGCGCGAGGCGCGCAACCGACGGUCGUUCGUCCGCCGCGUGCUGGACACCACCGGGAUUGACGUGGAGGUGCUGUCUGGCCAGGAGGAAGCCUGCCUUAUCUACCUCGGUAUUCUCCAGGCCCUCCCAGUGUAUCACAAGACGGUGCUCACAGUGGACAUUGGAGGCGGGUCAACGGAGUUUGUGAUUGGUCGGGAGGGCAAGCCGCUCUUCGCCACGUCACUCAAGCUGGGCCACAUCCGCCUCACUGAGAAGUUUGCAUCGGGUGGGCUGUCCAAGAGCCAGCAGAUUCUGGAGAUGCGGCGAUACGUGCGCGUGCUGCUGGCCGACUCGGGCGUGCUCGAGGUGGUCAAAGCGGCCGAGAACGAAAUAGAACUGUCAAUAGGCAGUUCGGGCACCAUCGAAACAAUCGAGCAGAUGAUCCACCAGUCACAAGCCAGCGGCACCAUUAGCACGGGCAGCGCUGCAACCAUCGCCACUGCCAGCACCACCAGCGGCAGCAGCAGCAGUGGGAGCGGGAGCAAUGGCUCCCUGGUGGCAGCCGGGGCGCAGAGCGGGAGGAGCAGCGGUGGCGGUGGGAAAGGAGGAGGAGGGGGAGGAGGGGGUGUCAGUGGUGUUAUGCAGAAUCAAGAGGCUGUCCUGCGGCGUCUAGCCGACCUGAAGGACCGUGAGUUCACCCUCGAAGAGCUCUCUGCCGUGGUCAAGAAAAUCUGCAAGGCGAAAACCCCCGAGGCACGCGCGAAGCUGCCCGGGCUGCCCGAAAAGCGCGCUGACGUGAUCCUGGGCGGCGCGAUUCUCCUGGAGGAGAUCUUCCUGGCGAUGGGGAUUGAGAAGAUGCGCGUGUCUCCGUACGCUCUGAGGGAGGGCGUGAUUGUGGACACUCUGUCAAGGACGUUCACUGACUUCAGCAUCACACCUGACCUGAGAAGGAGCUCUGUGCUGAAGAUGGCCGGGAAGUUCAACACGGGGUUAAGGAAGGAGUCCGCCCUCCAUUGUGCGCGCCUGGCCCAGCAAAUCCUGGCGGGCAUGCAGACGUGCAAGAUGGGCGGCUCAGAUUGCGUCUCGCCGAUGAUGGCUCUUUUGGACGGCAACGAUUUCGAGGUGCUGGAGGCGGCCACUGUGCUGCACUAUGUGGGCAUGUUCAUCUCCCACAAGGGCUACCACAAGCACUCGUACUACCUCAUUAAGCAUUCGGAGCAGCUUCUGGGUUACUCGCCCAUGGAAGUCGAGAUGAUCGCUCUGCUCGUGCGCUACCACCGCAAGCGCCCCCCCUCCACCAAGGAUGAGGACUUUGCCAAGCUGCCUCUCGUGGUGCAGCAGAAGAUCCGAGCGCUCUGUGCCAUCAUGCGCAUCGCCGUAGCGCUCGACCGCUGCUACACGGGCGCUGCCGCUAGCGUGCUGGUGCUGCAGGACGACGACUCGUGUGUGCUGGCGGUGACCCCGGCAGUGGAUCCUCUCACAGGGGCGGCACAGGACGUGUCUUUGGAGAUGUGGGCGGCACGGAGCGAGCUUGAAUACUUCCACAAGAUAUUUAAGAAGGCGCCAUCCAUAGUCAUUGCGGAUGACCUCGACACGGACCUGCUCCUUGCAGAGCAGUCCAGGAGCCUCAGCUCUUAG